AUGAUAAGUAAAUUAGAAAUAAUUCCGAAUGAAAUAUUUUUAAAUAUAUUUUCUUAUUUAUCGUGGGAUGAAAUCUUAAUAUCAUUAUGGUCAUUAGAUAAUCGUAUUAAUUCUCUUAUUUGUUCAAUAUUUUCAAUAAAUAAUAAAAAUAGAUUUAUUUUUAAUAAAUCAACUUUAUCCUAUGAAAAGUUUUCUACAAUAAUCCUUCCAUUAAUAUUAAACUGCUCAUAUCUUUUAUCUCCUAUUAAAUCUAUUCAUUUUGAUGAAAUUAAUUCAUUAUUUUUCGACUUAUUUUACGAAAAUAUUUAUAAUGAUAACAGUAUUAAACCAAUUAUUUAUUUUCCUAAUCUUAAAACAGUUUCAAUUAGUCAAUGUUUAUUAUCUCAAUCAUUAGUUCAAACGAUAUGUUUAUUUAUCCAGUUGAAAUUAGAUCAACUUACAUUAUCAUUUCAUGAAGAUAUUUAUCAAACGUUUAUUAAUGAACGAGAAUCUCCAUCAAUUCCUUCUGAUAAAGGUAAUAAAUUAUUAAUUUUAGUUGCAAGAGGCAAUAUGUAG
Rotaria sp. Silwood2 is the source of this 555-nucleotide messenger RNA. NCBI's taxonomy places the organism in Eukaryota, Metazoa, Rotifera, Eurotatoria, Philodinida, Philodinidae. The record is from the annotation of a GenBank genome assembly.